This is a messenger RNA of Sodiomyces alkalinus F11, 804 nucleotides long. RefSeq lists its product as hypothetical. Gene Ontology annotation, biological process: chromatin organization; negative regulation of transcription by RNA polymerase II. The record is from RefSeq and is a predicted model, not a curated record. Gene Ontology annotation, cellular component: nucleus; pericentric heterochromatin. Gene Ontology annotation, molecular function: chromatin binding. Lineage: Eukaryota; Fungi; Ascomycota; Sordariomycetes; Glomerellales; Plectosphaerellaceae. Bases 1 to 804 code for a protein of 267 amino acids. The transcript has 6 exons.
AUGCCUCCCGCCCUGAGCGACCAAGAGAAGUCCGAUACCGAAGUCGAGCUUGAGGUCCCCCUCCGGAGCAAGCGCUCUACAAGCAAGGGUAAAGACAGCGUCGGUUACUCAACCGAUUCAAGCGCUAAGAAGAAUGGAGACGUAGAUGUGAAGAAGACGCGCGGAAAGAAAGGCAAGGCCAAGGAAGAGGAAGAGGAAGACGAGGAGGUGCAGGAAGAGGGUGAGGACGAGGCUGAGGAAGAUGAGUAUAUCGUCGAGAAGAUCAUCUUACACUCGGUCGAUGUGCAAGGCAAUAUUACAUUCAAAGUAAAAUGGGAAGGCUACGAGGACGAGGCAGACCAGACUUGGGAACCCGAGGAGAACCUAUUGGAUGGCGCGCCUGACAUCGUCGCGGAAUAUUACCGUCAAAUAGGGUCCCGCGAACUGCUUCUGGAGCAGGCCCAAGAGGCCAGGAAGAACAGGAAGCGCGGACGCGCAUCGACCGGUGCCACGCCGUCCAGUUCCUCCAAGCGCGCGCGGAAGAACGGGAAGCAUCCCGCCGACAGCACGCCGCCGGCCAGCGCCAAAGCCAACGCGUGGAAGCCGCCGAGCGGUAGCUGGGAGGACGAGGUCGAGACCAUCGACGCCUGCGAAGAUGAGCAGACCGGCAAGCUCAUCGUGUAUCUCAACUGGAAGAAUGGACAGAAGACCAAGCACGGCACUGACGUUAUUUACAAGCGCUGCCCGCAGAAGAUGCUCCAGUUCUACGAGAGGCACAUUAGGAUUGUCAAGACGGCACCUGAUGCAGUGCCCGAUGCGGAGUAG